AGCUUUCCCUCUUUUCUUUUUCUACUUUCCCUUUUUACAGUUUUUAAAUCUCUUCAUUAAGCAUAAAAGCAGCACGAUAACCGUACAACUACGUUCCUCUCACAACAAGUAUUAAAGAAUAAUGCAAACAAUUAAAUGUGUUGUUGUAGGUGAUGGUGCUGUUGGUAAAACAUGUCUCUUGAUUUCAUAUACAACAAACAAGUUUCCAUCUGAAUAUGUGCCUACCGUCUUCGAUAAUUAUGCUGUAACUGUAAUGAUUGGAGAGGAACCCUACACAUUAGGCUUAUUUGAUACUGCAGGUCAAGAGGAUUAUGAUAGACUUAGACCUUUGUCUUAUCCUCAGACAGAUGUCUUCUUAGUUUGUUUCUCGGUUACUUCACCUGCCAGUUUUGAAAAUGUGAAAGAGAAAUGGUUCCCUGAAGUCCAUCAUCAUUGUCCUGGUGUUCCUUGUUUGAUUGUCGGUACACAGAUCGAUUUACGUCAAGAUCCUGCUGUAUUAGAAAAAUUAACAAGACAAAAGCAACGCCCUAUCAGUUUCGAUCAAGGCGAAAGAUUAGCUCGUGAAUUAGGUGCUGUAAAAUACGUUGAGUGUUCUGCACUAACACAGAAGGGUUUAAAGAAUGUGUUUGACGAAGCUAUCGUUGCUGCUUUAGAGCCUCCCGUGAAGAAGAAAUCCAAGAAGUGUACUAUUUUGUAGCUUUUUACUGUUAUUCUAAAAUUGAGAAAAGAAGCACAUUGUCUCGAACAGUAGCGGCUAGAAGUAAAAAUGACAAACAUGCUAUGAUUAUAUCUUUUUAUACUUAAAAUCAUAUUAAUUAUGUGUAAGAAGAACUCAAUUCAAACGAGUACCCACAUAAACAUUUUUAUACAAUACAACCCUUAUUAAUAAAUAUUGUCAAACAAAACCUCAUAGUGACCAAUUUCAGCACAGCAAGCC
Molecule: messenger RNA, 937 nt
Organism: Mycotypha africana
Lineage: Eukaryota; Fungi; Mucoromycota; Mucoromycetes; Mucorales; Mycotyphaceae
Product: cell division control protein 42
Exons: 4
Coding region: 122-697 (191 amino acids)
Biological process (GO): small GTPase-mediated signal transduction
Molecular function (GO): GTP binding; GTPase activity
Source: RefSeq, a predicted model, not a curated record